Cordyceps fumosorosea ARSEF 2679 is the source of this 447-nucleotide messenger RNA. RefSeq lists its product as hypothetical. NCBI's taxonomy places the organism in Eukaryota, Fungi, Ascomycota, Sordariomycetes, Hypocreales, Cordycipitaceae. The record is from RefSeq and is a predicted model, not a curated record. Bases 1 to 447 code for a protein of 148 amino acids. The transcript has 2 exons.
AUGCACUUGUUGACAUCCCAUCCACUCCUUUGCAUAGGCGCCAUCGCUUCGUUGACCCUCAUUGGGGUCCCAACAGCACUCUCUACCCCCCAAUCCCCGGUCAUUGUCUGGAACGGACUCUUCACCCGCGGCAUGGCCGUCAUGCCCAAGGUCGCCAUCACCACAGCGCUGUGCUACCUCUACGCUGCCUAUAAGGUGCGAGGAGGAGGAGAAAGGACGACCAAGACGCACCUAGCCGCAGCCGGCCUUGUCAUAUCCAUUAUUCCUUUUACUUUGAUUUUUAUGAGGAAUACCAACGAGAUGCUCCUGAAUGGCGCGUCGGCAAUGACCUCGACGGCAUCUAGCCAGCUGAUUUCCAAGUGGGGCAAUUUGAACAUGGUCCGAAGUCUCCUCCCACUUGCCGCCGGUGUCUUGGGACUCUACGGCUUGUGCGAGAGCCACAAAUAA